AUGAUAGCACUUAAGAGACGUGAUGUAGCUGAGAUUACUUCUACUACGCAAACAGUGUCUAUUGUUAGCUCAAUUUUAUCUAGUUUAGCAGCCGCCGUAGUCGUGUCCGCCUUUGUCUCCGCAAUGAUCGUCUGUGCCAAACAAGGUGCCAUUGAUGACAAGCUAUAUCUUAACUUGCCAGUCACUUGCAUAGUCGCUGCCAUUAUGACCAUUGGUCUCGCAGUCGGAUUCUUCUUCCACACCCGCAUGUCUCUACUUGACUCCCACGAGAAGAGUAAAGAGUUUAAAACCGUAGUCUUGGCCAGUGUUAGCAUUGCCGCUAUUCUGGCUCUAAUAUUGACCUUCUUAUUCACUUACCUCCAACUCAACUUCAUUAUUAGUCCAAAUGCUGUCUACAUCCUCAAGGAGGCUCUUCUUCUAGGUACUAUAGUUUUAGCAAUGGGCGCAACAGUCUGGAACGCCAUUAACCUCAAAGGUCGUCAAGGUCUGACCCAAGCCGUACUGAUCAGAUUUACUUCUAUCGUUAUUUUAUCUAUCCUAGUUGCACUUAUCAUGGCCUACGUCUAUUAUGAAAAGGGUAUUUACACCCGAGCAUUUAAUGCCAAGCUGAACGCCGAUCUUGCUAAUCAAGCCACCGAUUUAAUUAUCUGGGGAGCUGGUACUAUCUUAAAAGAGGCCGAGAGUAUUACCGCCGCACUUAAAAAAGGUAUCAAGUCUUAA
This is a messenger RNA of Nematocida homosporus, 720 nucleotides long. RefSeq lists its product as uncharacterized. The coding region runs from base 1 to 720 and encodes 239 amino acids. The record is from RefSeq and is a predicted model, not a curated record. NCBI's taxonomy places the organism in Eukaryota, Fungi, Microsporidia. The transcript has a single exon.